AUGACUGCCAAUGUCGCCAAGUACUGGGCCGACUACCAAGAUCAAAAGAAUUGUUCAGAUUCCAAGGAAAAUUUGGAAUCCUAUAUAGAAACAGUGCUUGAAGCCAUCAAGAAUGAAAGAACAUUUCAGAGAAAGACCAGACGAUCAAAGAUGGACGGUAUCUUUCAAGAAACUAUCGAAUGGAUCAACAACAACCAAAGCGCUACCAAUCAAGAGUUUGUUGACAAGUUUAAGGAUCUUGAUCAACUCAUCAGCCCAAUCCUUCAACGAGCCAGUGAAAAUACAAAUGAUAUUGUUGAAGAAGAAGAAGUUGAUAUAUAA
Messenger RNA from Cavenderia fasciculata, 321 nucleotides. RefSeq lists its product as uncharacterized. NCBI's taxonomy places the organism in Eukaryota, Evosea, Eumycetozoa, Acytosteliales, Cavenderiaceae. Bases 1 to 321 code for a protein of 106 amino acids. The transcript has a single exon. The record is from RefSeq and is a predicted model, not a curated record.